CAUUUUGAUUAUACUACACAUUCUCUCUUAUAUUUAUAUUUUUGAUGCUUGUUGAAAUGGUUGUUUCAACUAAAUUAUUGACCCUUUUAUCAAUUAUCUCUUUGAUAAUCUCCACCUCCACAGCUCAAACAUCUUUGAGACCAAAAGCACUUGUUCUUCCAAUCACCAAAGACAUUUCUUCAACUACACCACAAUAUGUAACUCAAAUCAAACAAAGAACACCACUUGUACCAAUCAAACUAACCAUUGAUCUUGGCGGUGGCUACUUAUGGGUCAACUGUGAAAAGGGUAAUUAUGUCUCAUCCACUUCAAAACCAACCCUUUGCACCUCUUCUCAAUGCUCACUCUUCGCUUCACAUGGUUGCAAUAGUGAAAACAUAUGUGCUCGUUCACCAACCAACACUAUCACAGGUGUGUCAUCUUAUGGUGACAUUCAUUCAGACAUUGUUUCUGUUCAAUCCACCGAUGGAAACAAUCCUGGGAGAGUAGUUUCUGUUCCAAAUUUUCUCUUCAUUUGUGGUUCAAAUGUUGUACAAAAGGAUCUUGCUAAGGGUGUCAAAGGCAUGGCUGGUCUAGGAAGGACUAAAGUUUCAAUAUUUUCUCAGUUUUCAUCAGCUUUCAGUUUCAAUAGAAAAUUUGCCAUUUGUUUGGGUUCUUCCACUAGAUCAAAGGGUGUACUUUUCUUUGGUGAUGGACCUUAUAAUUUGAACAUGGAUGUUUCAAAGACUCUAACUUUCACACCUCUUGUCACAAACCCUUUUAGCACUUCUCCAAGUUCUUUCUUGGGUGAACCAUCAUAUGAGUAUUUCAUUGAUGUGAAAUCUAUUAGAGUUUCUGGUAAAAAUGUACCUUUGAACAAAACCCUUUUGAAAAUAGACACAAAAAAUGGUGUUGGUGGAACUAAAAUUAGUACUGUUAAUCCUUACACUAUAAUGGAAACUUCAAUCUAUAAAGCUGUUGUUGAUGCUUUUGUGAAGGAAUUAGGUGCACCUACUGUUGAACCAGUAGCACCAUUUGGAACAUGUUUUGCAACAAAAGACAUUAGUUUUUCAAGAAUGGGACCAGGUGUGCCUUCUAUUGAUUUUGUGUUGCAGAAUGAGGAUGUUUUAUGGAGUAUUAUUGGUGCUAAUUCAAUGGUGUCACUUGAGAAUGAUGUGAUUUGUUUGGGUUUUGUGGAUGCUGGAUCAAAUCCAAAAGCAUCUCAAGUUGGUUUUGUGGUUGGUGGUUCUAAACCAAUGACUUCUAUCACUAUUGGAGCUCAUCAAUUGGAGAAUAAUUUUUUGCAAUUUGAUUUGGCUGCUUCAAGGCUUGGUUUUCGUUCACUCUUCUUGGAGCAUACCAAUUGUGACAACUUUAAUUUUACCUCCUCUGUUUAGAACUUGAUUUUAUUGUAUAAUCUAUGCAUGUGUGUAUAAACUAGGUGGUGAAUAAGUGAGGUUCUAUUGAUGUAUAGCCUCACAAAAUUUAAUUUCUUUAGUUGCAAAAUAAAGACUGGUAUUUGGCUCAAAUUUCCUAUGUGUGAUUAGUUUUACAUUGACUAUAAA
Molecule: messenger RNA, 1544 nt
Organism: Cicer arietinum (chickpea)
Lineage: Eukaryota; Viridiplantae; Streptophyta; Magnoliopsida; Fabales; Fabaceae
Product: probable aspartic proteinase GIP2
Biological process (GO): proteolysis
Molecular function (GO): aspartic-type endopeptidase activity
Source: RefSeq, a predicted model, not a curated record